CUUUUGGGGUUGGAUUGGUUCCCCUAUCUCGGCCUUAGCUUAACGGGAGUUCAUGCUGUCUCACCUUCCGAUAUCGACUCGCUAUUUUCAGACUAUGCUGAUGUGUUCAGCGAUGAAUUGGGUUGUUAUAAGGGUACGCCCAUCUCCUUUUCAGUGGACCCCCAAGCAGUUCCCGUCCGUUUAAAGCCACGCAGAGUACCAUUUGCUCUGCGCUCUAAACUGGACGCGGAACUGGACAAAUUGCUCAAACAAGGGGUGAUCGAGCCCACGGAUUUUGCUAAGUGGGAGACCCCAAUUGUCACACCCCUAAAAAAAGAUGGCAGUAUAAGAAUGUGUUCUGACUACAAGACCACAAUUAACCGCUAUCUGCAGACUAGCGCAUACCCAGUUCCGGUGAUCCAACACUUACUUCACACAUUGGCCGAAUUGCAAACAAUUGUCACCUACAGAGGGGCAUUCCGAUGCAAACGUCUCCAAUUUGGCGUUAGCGUCGCUCCAGGCAUAUUUCAGUCAUUAAUGGAACGGAUACUGCAAGGCCUCCCUGGCGUGGUCCCGUAUUUUGAUGACAUUUUGGUAUCAGCCCCACUGUUGGGGCUUCUCUCAGGUGAAAAGCAAACACCGCAAGUCUUGUCACCUAGGAUGACUAGGUGGACCUUAUUACUGGCGGCUUACUCGUACAAACUAGUUCACCGUCCAGGAAAACACCUGAGCCACGCCGACGCCCUCAGGCGCUGCCCGUUGCCAGCACCCGUGGAGGACCCGGCCCCGGUACAUGCCAUUUUCGAUGCCAGUGAGUUCAACAUUCCCAUCACUGCCGGCGACAUCGCCCUCCACUCCAAAAAAGACAAACUUAUCACCCAGGUUCUGGACUGGGUACGGAGGGGGUGGCCGGGCAACGAUCUAUCAACUGAAUUCUCACUGUUUAAAACCCGCCAGCAAGAGCUUUCCAGUUUGCAGGGCUGCCUGUUGUGGGGGACCAGAGUUGUCAUUCCAGAACCACUGCGCACACCCGUCCUGAAGGCGUUGCACGAGGGACAUCCCGGCAUCGUCCGGAUGAAAGCGUUGGCUCGAAGUUACAUCUGGUGGCCGGGCAUGGAUGACGAAAUAGCAAAAUGGGUAAGCUCCUGCCGUCCCUGUCAGGAAUCCAGGCCAGCACUGCCAACCACCACCCCAACCAAAUGGGAAAGUGCCAACGCACCGUGGUCACGUUUGCACAUUGACCUGGCCGGGCCAUUCCACGGCAAGACUUUCCUGGUGGUCAUUGAUUCAUUCUCAAAAUGGAUCGAUGUGGCCCUCCUACUCGCGACCACCACCCGAGCAAUUGCCCAGGCUCUGACCCGCCUAUUUGUUACACACGGUCUGCCUGACACCAUAGUCUCAGACAAUGGGCCCCAAUUUACGUCCACAGAAUUCAGCCGGUAUGUCACCAACCUGGGCGUCCGACAUAUCCUGACGGCUCCCUUUCACCCCGCUAGCAAUGGGUUGGCGGAGAGAGCCGUUAGAACAGCAAAAGAGGCGUUGCUACUGAUGGGCAGACGUUUAAGGACAGUGUUAGAUAGACUG
Molecule: messenger RNA, 1563 nt
Organism: Pseudonaja textilis
Lineage: Eukaryota; Metazoa; Chordata; Lepidosauria; Squamata; Elapidae
Source: RefSeq, a predicted model, not a curated record